AUGAGGCCGCUAACAGAAGAAGAGACGAAGACAUUGUUUGAGAAGCUGUCUAAAUAUAUUGGAGAAAAUAUAAAACUCCUCGUGGACAGACCGGAUGGCACGUAUUGCUUCAGGCUUCACAAUGAGCGGGUAUAUUAUAUGAGUGAGAAGAUUCUCAAAUUGUCCACAAACAUUUCCCGGGACAAACUGGUAUCAAUUGGCACUUGUUUUGGCAAGUUUACUAAAACGAAGAAGUUCCGGCUACACAUCACAGCUCUGGAUUUCCUGGCGCCAUAUGCAAAGUUCAAGGUGUGGGUGAAGCCUGGAGCCGAACAAUCUUUCCUGUAUGGGAAUCAUAUACUGAAAUCUGGACUGGGGAGGAUUACGGAGAACACUACACAGUACCAGGGCGUGGUGGUUUACUCCAUGGCUGACGUUCCCCUGGGUUUUGGAGUGGCUGCCAAGACGACCCAGGAGUGUCGGCGAGUGGACCCUAUGUCGAUAGUGGUGUUCCACCAAGCUGAUGUGGGGGAAUUUAUUAGGAAUGAAGAUGCAUUGACAUAA
Nerophis lumbriciformis (worm pipefish) is the source of this 543-nucleotide messenger RNA. The record is from RefSeq and is a predicted model, not a curated record. NCBI's taxonomy places the organism in Eukaryota, Metazoa, Chordata, Actinopteri, Syngnathiformes, Syngnathidae.